AUGGUGGUGGAUGACGAUGAAAAGAAAGAUAUGUGUCCGAUCUGUAAGACAGAUCGAUACCUGUCGCCCGACAUGAGGUUUCUAGUUAAUCCUGAGUGCUACCACAAGAUUUGCGAAUCUUGUGUAGAUCGAAUAUUCAGUUUGGGACCAGCACAGUGUCCGUAUGAAGGUUGCGACAAGAUUUUAAGAAAGAACAAAUUCAAGACUCAGGUUUUUGACGACGUCAAGGUAGAGAAAGAGGUGGACAUCAGAAAAAGGGUCUUCAACGUGUUCAACAAGACACUUGACGACUUUGACGGUGAUUUGCAAGCCCACAAUAAGUAUCUUGAAGAAGUCGAGGACAUCGUCUACAACCUGGAUAAUGGGAUCGAAGUUGCCAGCACAGAGGAAAAACUGCGUACUUAUGAGGAACUGAAUAAGCAAUUAAUCAUGGCUAACAUCAAGCGGAGUCGACAAGACCUGGAUAGUUUCGAGCAGCGACAGAAGUUUGAGAAAGAGAUGAAACUGAAAAAGCGGCAGCUGGAGCGGCAAAUCGAGGAGGAAGAGCUUGCCAACCGCGAGUGGGCGCGCAGAGAGAUCAUUAACCAGAUUUCCACCGCAGAGGACCCCGAAGAUGUGAUAGCACACGUCAAAAAGACGGUAAAACUGAAAAAGUCAUCUGCACGGCGGAAACUGGAAGAUCUCAAUAAAGUGCUGAAGAACAAUCCUUACAUGACGGUGUCAAACGGACUGAUGAAGAAAAAAGAUGUGAAGCCUUUCACGCCCUUCAACGGGGACAGGGAAUUACACAAGCGGUACGUACUUUCUGAGUCCCACUACGACGAUCCUUUCAUCAAGUCCUUGCAGAGCAAGAAGGAAUACAUUGCGUCGGGCUUUCGUGCCGAUCUCAUAUACGAUCGUAUGCUGACAGAGGCAUUCAUGGGACUGGGCUGCAUAAUAUCGGAGGAAAUGCAAACCACACAGCUGAGCAGUGUGUCUUGA
This is a messenger RNA of Lachancea meyersii CBS 8951, 981 nucleotides long. The record is from the annotation of a GenBank genome assembly. Lineage: Eukaryota; Fungi; Ascomycota; Saccharomycetes; Saccharomycetales; Saccharomycetaceae.